Messenger RNA from Drosophila willistoni, 2590 nucleotides. RefSeq lists its product as uncharacterized. NCBI's taxonomy places the organism in Eukaryota, Metazoa, Arthropoda, Insecta, Diptera, Drosophilidae. The transcript is spliced from 2 exons. Gene Ontology annotation, molecular function: protein binding. Bases 495 to 2507 code for a protein of 670 amino acids. The record is from RefSeq and is a predicted model, not a curated record.
UUAGACAACAUUUGAUAUUGAUUCUGACAUUUAUACUAUAUAUUCUAAUCAAUUGUAUUAAUUCAACUGAUGCUAAAAUUUACUUUACACCGAAUGCAAACAAAAUACGACAAGGUUCGAAUUUAACUUUAAUUUGCACUGAUCAAGAAGAGAAGGAUGUCGAGUUCUUGGAAAUCGGAUUGAGAGCGGAAAGAAAUAGAAAUGGAAGAAUAGAAGUCAUCGAAAAGCACAAUUCUUCGUCUAUAAUAGCGAAAAAUAUCGAUACAAAUACUUUAAAUGGACAGUACAUAUAUGACUGUCUAUUUCGUAAAGUGUCUCAAGUACAUCAAAUCAUAACUGUUUAUCGUAAAUUGAAAGUAAGCAACUUUGACUGUUUCAUUACGACUGCUUAUGAGUCUCCAAUCAAAUGUGAAAUAACCCUGCCUUACACUUUAAACCGAGAAACAUAUACAUAUAGACUGCAACGGGAUGAACCGUUUCCGGAUGAAUUUCCUAUGGAUUGUGUAUAUGGAAACACAACAAUAUCAUGCCACUUUGGACCUGUAAAACAAGCAGGUCAUAAUUUAAACAUCGAAUUUGACUAUAGAUUCACAUUAUACAUGAAGGACCCACUGAGCACAACGCAAAUGAGCUUUAACAUUUCCAAAGAGGCAAUGGUGAUUCUUCCGGCGGCCCAAGUAGAAUCAGUUACACCGGGUCCAAAUGAGAUUUGUUUCGAUGUUCAAGGCGAUUAUUUCAAUGAUAUCUACUGGGAUUGGCCUGUCGUAUGGCAUUUUAAUGUAAAAAGUGAAUCGUGUGAAACUGUCAAUUUCAUAGAAAAGAAUUGUAAUCCUCUCGGGAUUUUGUAUCCGAGGAUCAAUACUUUCAAGUGUUGUCUGGGCCAACUUCAAGGAUAUCGAAAAUAUAAAAUUAAUUUUAGUCGAAAAUUUAAAGACUCUUCGUUUAGCCAUUGGGCUAAUACAACUAUCUCCAAUCAAACCACAUGCGAUAUACCUUCCAAACCGCCAGAUAUGAAGGGCAAUUGGUUUGAAUAUGAUGGCAAUACAUUGAGGCUCUAUUGGGUCCAUCUGCACGAAGAUCAACAAAAUUGUAACAAUGUAACAUACGAAAUCACAGUGGAUGAUAAAAGCAUUAAAGCAGAUUAUAUUGAUCAACAUUCGGCCUAUAUAAUGGAUUGGCAAGAGAAUCGGAGUCACAACAUCAAAGUCAGGAGUAAAAAUAUUAUGGGACUCUCGGUGAAUGGGAGCAUGGUGUCAGUGCCCAAGCUAUCGGAUGAAUCUAUGAGGGGACAACUUAAAGUCGUAUAUAAUAAGUCAUCUCAUAUAGCAACGUGGACAUUCAAUGAUCAACGGCUGAACUCAACGGAUUUGAAAGGCUUCACCAUUUUAUGGUGUCAUCUGGGUAUUGACAAUGCCAGAUGCGAGGCAACCAAACGUAUUGAGUCUAUUGAGGUUGGUCGCACGGAAUAUAGUUAUAACUUUUGGCCAUCGGAGGGUCCGCGCGGAAUCACUGUCGGCGUUUUGGCAAAUUUCGAAAAUCCAGCAAAAAGUGGUGGAUUGUAUUGGGAUACAAAACCACCCGAGACGCCGAGUAAACCAUUUUCGAUUAUUCCCUAUCUAAUGGCAAGUGCCCUAUCACUGACAUUUGCCAGCUCAGGCUAUUAUGCAUAUAACAAAUUGAAGAAGCGGGCCCAAAUCAGCGUCGAUAUACAACAAGACUUGGAAACUCCAGUAGCCGAAUGGUUAAGGGCUAACUGCGACAAUCAAUCAAAUGGAACAUUAAACAUUCUAAGCAGUUUAUGUCGGGUGAUAUGGCUGAAAACAUUUGCCAACUUGAGAAUUAGAGAAGCGUUUACAGGGAACAAUAGGGAAAAUGAAGAAUUGAUAGCCAGCGUUAAGCCAAUUGCAGUAGUAAAGAAUGAAACGACGGAUGCUCUUGAGAUGAAGGCGAAUCCAGUCUCAGAUCCAAAUAAUCAAAGUGAGACGACUCCCGAUUCUAAUAGUUUUCAUGAUCAUGAUGAUCCACCAAACAAUUCAAGUCCACUGCCUGUUCCUUGUAUGUUGGUAGAUUCGAAUAAUUAUGUUGACAAUCGAAGUGGAAUGCAAGGUCUGGGUGCAUAUCAUCAAAGUGGUCUCCCAGUUCAGCAUGCAAACAAUUCAAGUGGAGUGAUAGUUUGUGAGAUGAAUCCUGAUUCUAAUAAUUCUGGUGACCCAUCAAAUAAUCCAAGUCCAGCGCCAGUUCCUGGGAUAAUGGUAACUUCGAAUAAUUAUGUUGACAAUCGAAGUGGAAUGCUAGAUCCGAGUGCAAAUAAUCGAAAUGGAGUGCCAGUUCGUAAUGUUUACCCACCAAAUAAUCAAAAUGGAGUGCCAGUUCGUAAUGUUAACCCACCAAAUAGUCAAAGUGGAGUGCCAGUUCGUAAUGUUAACCCACCAAAUAGUCAAAGUGGAUUAGUAGCUGGUUUUAGUGGUUAUGUUGACCCGUCAACCCUUUCUACUGGGAGAAGUUGAAUCCAUUUUGGGCGCUAUUAUUAACUAAAUCGCAUAUUGUUUAAUUUAAGUUUACAAUAAAUGUGAAAAUGUUUUUAUUUCAA